Messenger RNA from Zophobas morio, 1240 nucleotides. RefSeq names its product metaxin-2-like. Gene Ontology annotation, biological process: mitochondrion organization. Bases 56 to 1150 code for a protein of 364 amino acids. The record is from RefSeq and is a predicted model, not a curated record. Gene Ontology annotation, cellular component: SAM complex; cytoplasm. NCBI's taxonomy places the organism in Eukaryota, Metazoa, Arthropoda, Insecta, Coleoptera, Tenebrionidae. The transcript has 6 exons.
ACAUUAAGUUUAAAUUUUCGCGGGUUGUCGACAUUUUUCAGGAGAAGUCACAAAAAUGUCUGGUGAUUGUGGUGAUGAUAUCGAAAACAUAAUUUUAGAUCUCGAAGAACAAGUGUGUAGAAGCGAAUCCGGCGAGAACUCCGAUGAAGUACUCGUCGAGCUUAAUGACCCGGAGGAAAUGCUUGAAGACACGAUACUGAAUGAAAAUGGAAGCGAUUUUGACGCUUUGUCUGUUUCUUUGUCGGCAUCCGAUAUUUUGGACGAAGUUGCGAGCCAAAGUACUCACAGUGAUUCCAUUGUGCAUAUAGAAUCAGACGAGGAAAUUGAGGAAGAAGCGGAAACUAAAGAUAGAAAGGAUGCCGUCUUCGAUAACUUGUCUGAAGUUUUGCAAAAUCUUCAAAUAACAACCCAAGAGCCCUGGCCUAAGGAUGUGAAACUGUUUCAACCCUACGAAGUCGAACAAAUUUUGUUACCAGAUAACGCAAACUGUUUAGCAGUGCAAGCUUUCCUGAAAAUGUGCAACCUGGAUUUCCAAGUGGAGCCCAGAGCGAACGCUGAAGCCAUGUCUCCGUCCGGAAAAGUACCAUUUAUUAAGGCUGGGGCUUUCGUCAUUUCCGAAUUAGAGCCAAUCGUCCAGUUUAUUAACAACAAGGGGAUUACUCUUACUGAUAAGUUAGAUCCUGAGAUGAAGUCUGAUAUGCGGGCUUACAUGAGCCUUGUGCACAAUGUAAUGGAGGUGGCUGAGUUAUACAUUUGUUGGUGUGAUAAAGAGACUUAUAAUGAAGUGACUAGUGUUAGAUAUGGCUCGAUUUAUCCAUGGCCAUUAAAUCAUAUCCAAAAUAGGGUGAAAAGAGCGUCUGUUAUUAAAAAACUUAAAGUAUUGGGGUGGUAUCAAAAGUCAAUGUCUGAAGUGUUUGAAGAGGUUGAGAAUUGUUGUCAAGCGCUAACCGACCGUCUCGAAGGAAAAGACUUUUUCUUUGGAGACAAACCAACAGAACUUGACGCUUUAGUGUUUGGACAUCUGUUUACGAUUUUGACAACGCCGUUACCCAACAGCCAUAUCGCUAAUACUGUCAGGAAUUAUCCAGUUCUGAUCAACCUGGUACAGAGAAUCGAGAAAGACUACUUCAAACGAGAAACUAAACACUAGUUAUGCAAUAAAAGACGUUUUAUUGUUUUGUAUUUAUUUAACUGUUAAAUUACAGAUAGUUAAAAGUUUAUUAAAGCACCUUUCUAUUAA